UUCACCGUUCCGCCUGGGUUUCCUUUAUGAUCCCGGGAUGUUCCUCCUCUCACACCAGACAUCAGCCAGCAACAGAGGAGAGCGCACGCACUCAUUUCGGGUCCACGCAUCUUCCGACUGCAGCUGCAAACGGGGGGCCACCCAACUCACAGCUGUCAUCGCACCUCAGGACCUCCACCAGGACUUCUAUUAAAAAAAAAAAAAACCUUAAGAUCGUCCCUACCACGCCGGGAUUUAAGGCUGCGAAGAGGACUUCUCCAAUCUACUUGCCAGCCAACAUGUCCGAGGUGCUGCCAUACAACGAGGGGAAAAUGAGCGGCUACGGGGCUGACAGCGAGGUCAGCCAGAUGUCCUUUAGCUGCGGACUGCAGGACACAAGCGCCUUUUUUGCCGGCUCGCAGGCCAAGAGACCCCCGAAGCUCGGCCAGAUCGGCAGAGCCAAGCGAGUGGUAAUCGAGGACGACCGAAUAGACGAGGUCCUCAAAGGGAUGACAGACAAGUCGUCGCCUGGGGUUUAAAGAUCCGCCUCCGUUGAGCGAUGCCUUGCAGACUCUUUUCAUUUUGAUCACCGAUUUGAAGCAUUUGUCGGCUGUGCAUGUUGGAGGAUUGCAGAGGGGGGGGGGGGGGGGAGGAGGAGGAGAAAAAGAAGACGGCCACACACGCAGUGAGGAUGACGAUGGGAUGAAACGCGGUGGAGGAAAAGCAAGCUAACCAGAAGGAUGGAAGAGGAGGAGUGGAAAGAUUCGCCGUGGGAUAUCGCUGGCAAUCCUCCCAAAACGAUUCCCGCUUUUUCUUGUCUUUUUUCGGGAAGAAAAAUCCCCACUCCCCUCCCCCCGCCAAAUGCCGAGACGUGGCGUCUCGAUGUGCGCUGGCUUCAUUCUGAAAGGUGAUGGAUGAACUUGUCAUUUAAACAAACACCACCACCCGCCGCUAUGUCCUUUUGUUCCCCCCCCCCCGCGCCAGACGCAAGCAAAAACAAGCGUCGGGCUGAAGCUCGACGUUGUACAGUAGGCUCAGCUUGCACCACCCCCUCCCCUCCCCGCCUCUUGCAUUCAAGGGAGCUGUCCUUUCAGCACCGCUCCAAUGCAUUCCUGUUGCUGCUCUACUCCUUUGGUAUCCCACUCCCCCUUCUUUUCCCCCGAAAGACCAAGCAAACUUUCAAAUCUACUUCUUACUAAAGGAGACCAGAUUGUAUGUAAAAACAUAUAUCCGAGGAUGGUGCAAUGUUAAUAUUUUCUGUAGUGGAACGCCACGGGAUUUCUUUCUGCCAUCAGUGGUUAAAAAGCAGCAGGUUGGUGUAGCUGCACCUGCACAUAUCUUUGACGAAAAUAUAAGACUUUUGUUUUUGCUGACCAUUUUCAUGAGCUCCACUGAAAAAUCUAAUCAUUUUCCGACACGAAAAGACCUGAGACUUCAAAAUAUUCCUCAAGAAAAUGUGUUUGUGAGCUCUCCUCCUUCACCGAGAUAAUCCAGCCACCUCACAGGUGUGGCGCAGCAAAAUGCUAAUUCGACAGGAUGAUCGCUGCGCAUUAUCAAGCGAGCUCACUCUAAAAUAUACAAUUAUACUAUAUUGAAUCAAACUAACAUAAAUGGCAGGCAUAUUUGUAAACAAUUAUUCAAAAGAGCCAGGCCUUUGUUGUGCGUAGAACGUCCGCAAAAAUAUUUCUGUUCAGCUCAUGAAAAAAUGGGAGCAAAAUCAAAAGUGUUGCUUUGAUAUUUGGGUUCAUUAUUUUUAUGACUAUAAUUAUUUACAUUUGAUUAUUUAACAAACAGUGGCCAAAUGAAGGAGAUUAAAUAGAAUAUGAGUAAAUGUCGAAACUAAUACGCAGAACACGUCUUGGUUCCAAACAGUGGUACGUUGACUUCGAUUUACAAAUGUUUCCAGUCACCAAGCCACAAUCUCACUUUAUCUCACUAUAUCAUCGAGAGGAAACAAAAAGGUCUACUUCCAUAUCCGUGCCCUGGUUAUAAUAAUUGUUUUUCUAACGAGUACUGUAAUGCCCUCCCAUGUGGGCAAGGAGAGCCGGUUUAUUGAACGGGACCGUCAAACACAAAAAUGCAAAAUGGGAAAAAAUGGCAAGAAGCUGAUGUGGACUACAACCACAACUGGCAAACCUGAAUUCAGCUCACUAGGACACGCCCCUUAAAUGCACACGAAUACUCCAGUAUCUGCAGUAAUUAAACAAUACAGUGCAUUGAUGGUGUUUUCAAAGAUGGAAAAUUGAUUUGCUGAAUUGAUUAAUUGAGUGACAGGCUUGCUCACUGAAUGGAUUAGACUCGUUAGUCAAAGUACCACUGUACUUGUUAUUUUGCAAUUUAUGGUGUUUUAUGUCAUGCAUGAAUUCUCACUCCGGUGCCAACGUAGGUGCCAUCACGCUUACCCCAGGCACGCUUGUUUUUAAACAGAAAGGUCAUAUUUGUAUUUUUAUAUCUAAAUAUUUGUUAUUUAAAUGAUAUGCUCGUAUUUGGUCUUACAGUUCAUCGACAAAAUAGCCAGUUUCUACUCGGGAGAGGACGCGAGGAACGAGACGAAGUUCGUUUUCGCUCGACUGCUCUCGUUUGUUUAUCAGAGCUCGGAGGGUUUUUUAAAGACUAACUGAAUGUGUCUGGGUUUUUGCACACAUCGAUGUUCAACUAUUAGUAAGAAAUCGUAUACUGUGACUUGAGCUUCGUUGACGAAUUUGUUAGAAAAUGGCAGUUUUAGAGUAUAUUGCACUGUUUAUGAGUAUGAGCAAAUGACGGUGUUAUUUGACCCAUUUUGAACAUUGCAAUUUAUUUUUGUUUUGUUUUUUUAAGUUGGCUUAUUUUAUACCACCAUUUUAAAGAAACUGGAUAUGGUUUGUUGUGCAUGAAUCCUUAAUAUUUUCAAUAAUGGAACAUCAUUUUAUGAAGCAAAAAAAAAAUAA
Molecule: messenger RNA, 2906 nt
Organism: Syngnathus acus (greater pipefish)
Lineage: Eukaryota; Metazoa; Chordata; Actinopteri; Syngnathiformes; Syngnathidae
Gene: camk2n1a
Product: calcium/calmodulin-dependent protein kinase II inhibitor 1a
Exons: 2
Coding region: 27-518 (163 amino acids)
Biological process (GO): negative regulation of protein kinase activity
Molecular function (GO): calcium-dependent protein kinase inhibitor activity; protein kinase binding
Source: RefSeq, a predicted model, not a curated record